This is a messenger RNA of Ziziphus jujuba (common jujube), 2533 nucleotides long. RefSeq lists its product as uncharacterized. The transcript has 11 exons. The record is from RefSeq and is a predicted model, not a curated record. The coding region runs from base 327 to 2054 and encodes 575 amino acids. Lineage: Eukaryota; Viridiplantae; Streptophyta; Magnoliopsida; Rosales; Rhamnaceae.
UAAGUGUGAACUAGGCGAAAAAACAAAAACCAGAUUUUCAAAGCUGCUUCCUCGAGAAAAAGGAAAAUAGCCGACUUCUAUUACAAGUAAAAACGAAAGGAAAUUUCCCCACAUUUUCCCGCAUUUUCUCGGCUAUUUUUUUUUCCUGGAAAGUUUCCGAUCAGGUCAGAUUUUUGAAUUUUCUACAGGUCGAAUCAGCUCCGAAGACGAAAUUCGGAGUUUUUUUUCUUUUUGUUUGCUUAGUGGUGCUUUCUGAGAAAUUUGAAAUAAUAUUGGAAAAUAGACCCAAAAGGAAAAUAGCUAUGGGACUUUUACGAAUUUAGAAGAUGAUGGCAACUAAGGAAAAGGAGGGUUUCUAUCAGAAUCUUUCAAGAAAAGAGCUUCAAAGUAUGUGCAAGAUUUAUGGUUUGCCUGCUAAUAAAUCACAUUCGGAUUUGGCAAAGUCACUAGUUGCCUUCUUAGAGAAGAAUUCAAAAUCAACAUCGUCCGGAGAAAGGGUGGGUGGAGUUAACAAGGAUUCACUUCCUGCUUCAAUAACACAACUGCAGUUUGGAGCACAGUUAAACUCCAUGGCAGAUACCAGUAAAGGUAGCUAUGGAUAUAUCCUGAGUUCCAGAGAAAGAGAAAUCCAAAGGAACACUCAGACUGUUAAAUCCAAUGAAUUUGGCUGUUGCCUAGAAUCUAAGACUUAUGAUAAGGAAGGAAGAAAUGGUUCAAUGCAUAAUUCCAGGAAGAUGUCUCACUGUCAGUGCAAUGGGAAUGGUUUGAAUUACAGAGAGGUCCUAAAAAAAGGAUCUGGUGAGAAAUUGACCUUACAAAAAGAUGGCUUAGUAGAAAAUAUGCCCCAAAUUAGAGAAAUAGAUAUUGGUUCAUGUCCUGUAGAAGCUGCUUUUGCUUCCCCCAUAGAAAGUUCCCGAAAAGUUCCUUCCUCUUCUUUUGAGUUUUAUGUCAGAUCAGAGGAGGGUAUCAAUCUUUAUGUUGAUCUGAAUUCAAGCCCAUCUGACUGGACUAAGAGAUUCCAAAAUGAAGUUCACAUAUGUGAGAACGUACAAAGUAACAAAUGUCAACGUCUUCAUGAGGACCUUGGAUGUGGGGAUGGAGAUAAAGAAUUGGAACGUUCCUUUUUAUGUGAUAUAAGUGCUGGUCAAAUCAAGGAGGGACAUGUACAUACCAGAUCUUCCUCGAGUUCAAAAAUAAAAAUAAGUGAUCACAUGGACCUUGCUACCUUUGAUCAACCAGAGGAGGGUGAUAGAAGUUUAAUUUCAUCUGCAAUUCUACCAUAUAGCAUGUCUAUCAAUGUUUCUGAGCAGUUAAAGGAAGAUCGUAGCCUCAAGUCAUUUAAUCCCAAUUCCACUGCUGAGAACCAAAUUAUUUCUGUUGCUGAAUCUUGUGCUAAAGAUGGGGUUAUGGCAGUUGUUCAUUCAGAUGUUAUCGACCCUCCUCACAUUAAGUUAGUCUGUGAUUCUAUCGUCAACUCAAUAUCAGAUGGUUCAUUAAGUCCUGCAUUGGAGUAUGAAAAUUCCAACCUUGCUGAGUGUCAGAAUUCAACUUUGCAGAAUGUCUGUAGUCUUGUGGACACUGCUGUUGUAAAUCCUGGAUGCUCAGUUAGUGGUUCUGUAGAGAUGCAGUCAUCAGAAGUUGCAAGUUGCCUUAAAGAUGCACCAUGUUCACCUUUUGAAAAUGGUGGGUUCCUGGGUUUGGUUGAUGCAAACCACAAUACAGAAACAGAAAAGGGUGAUCUAGCUAACUUAAGUGACCUGAAUCCUGAUGCUUAUGAGAACCAUUUGGCAUCAUCUGCUGAGGAAUGGGAGAGGAGCAACACUGUAAAUGGGAGGGAAAGUUCAGAAUGCUCGCAAUUUUCCAAUACAUUUGAUAAGACUUGCUUCAGCUCUGACAAUUUGGAUAUUAAAGAAGAACUUCAUAGGAAAAGGAAACAUAUGGAAGGUGAACAUCAAAGUCUCUAUGUUAGACCUGAUCCAAAGAUUUUAAGAAGUAUGACACGUAUCACCCGAAAAGACCCUCCCAGAAGAUCCACGCGGCUGAUGUCUAAGUGAGUUCAUCAAGUGCUUGUGGCAUGCACUAGAAGCAUCUGGCUAAGUGAAAUCAAAUUCCUUUGCUCCCAAGUGAGCCUGAUAGUCUACAGUUGCUGCAAUCUUGGGGAGAAUUCAUUUAAAGACCAGAUUCUUAUUUUGAUGUAUGGGCAUAUUCCCAAAUACAUAAUAAAACUGCAAAAGGUAAUUUUUUUUUUUUUUUUCUAUGAUUACAGCAGUUACAAAGCAAAUCAUAUUCUCAAAAGUGGGAAAAGGAAAAGAAAAGAAACUGAUUAUUUGUCAUUUUUUUGGUAAGAUAUUUAUCAUUUUUGUUUGUUAUAAGUAAUGUAUAUUGAUUUAUAAGAACAGGAUAGAAAGAUGUAUCUAUAUUUGCCUGGUUUUCUUAUACUUGUACAAGUAGGUAGAUUGAUAUUGUUUAUUGUGAAGCAAAAUGCACGAACGAAUAUUAGCAGAUAAAUUUUGAUUAUUCUUGUUAGCGUCUA